This is a messenger RNA of Budorcas taxicolor (takin), 582 nucleotides long. RefSeq names its product keratin-associated protein 10-8-like. The transcript has 2 exons. NCBI's taxonomy places the organism in Eukaryota, Metazoa, Chordata, Mammalia, Artiodactyla, Bovidae. Gene Ontology annotation, cellular component: keratin filament. The record is from RefSeq and is a predicted model, not a curated record. The coding region runs from base 1 to 582 and encodes 193 amino acids.
AUGGCAUCCUCCACCCUGUCCAUCUGCUCCAACGACCUGAGCUAUGACUGUCCAGAGAGCUGCUGCGAGCCCCCAUGCUGUGGCCCCAGCUACUGCACCCUGGCCCCCCGCCUGACCCUCCUCUGCACCCCAGUGAGCUGUGAGUCCAGCCUCUGCUGCCAGCCAGCCUGCAGCAGCUCCUGCCCAGCCUCGUGCUGCCAGCAGUCUAGCUGCCAGCCUUCCUGCUGCACCUCCUCCCCCUGCCAGCAGGCCUGCUAUGAGCCCGUCUGCUGCAGGCCCGUCUGCUGCACUCCUGUCUGCUGCAGGCCUGUCUGCUGCACGCCUGUCUGCUGCACGCCUGUUUGCUGCAGGCCCGUGUGCUGUGAGGCCUCCCCCUGCUCAGCCCCCUCGUCCUGCUGCAGACCCUCCUCCUCUGUGUCCCUCCUCUGCCGCCCCGUGUGCCGCCCCGCCUGCUGUUUGCCCGACUCCUCCUGCCAACCCAGUUGCUGCCGCCCAGCCUCCUCUGUGUCCCUGCUCUGCAGGCCCGUAUGCUCCCGCCCUGCUUGCUGCAUCCCAACCUCGGCCCCGGAGCCCUGCUGCUGA